Notothenia coriiceps (black rockcod) is the source of this 2819-nucleotide messenger RNA. RefSeq names its product STIP1 homology and U-Box containing protein 1 (gene stub1). NCBI's taxonomy places the organism in Eukaryota, Metazoa, Chordata, Actinopteri, Perciformes, Nototheniidae. The record is from RefSeq and is a predicted model, not a curated record. Gene Ontology annotation, biological process: positive regulation of proteolysis; protein polyubiquitination; proteasome-mediated ubiquitin-dependent protein catabolic process. The transcript has 8 exons. Gene Ontology annotation, cellular component: Z disc; cytoplasm. Gene Ontology annotation, molecular function: protein-folding chaperone binding; ubiquitin protein ligase activity. Bases 235 to 1089 code for a protein of 284 amino acids.
GCUUGACGUCAGCAUAACAACAACCUGUCAUGACAGCUCGUAUGGGAAAAAAUAUAUCGAUAAAGCUAUCAAAUCAUAUACAAUCGGUUUUACCUGGAUGUGAGAUUGCUUCUACAAGUUUGUGAGACCCAGGAGAUACAGGGCUUUCUUUAACUCAUCAGCUAGCCAGCCGGAGACACGGGGAACAGGAUAGGGAAGCAGGGCGAGGCGGGCCCCGCGGAGCCGGUGGAGAAGAUGGCCGGCAGCCCGGAGAAGAGUUCAACCGCGCAGGAGCUGAAGGAGCAGGGGAACCGGCUAUUCCUCUGCCGCAAGUACCAGGAGGCUGCUACGUGUUACAGCAAGGCUAUUAACCGUAAUCCAUCGGUGGCAGUGUACUACACCAACAGGGCCCUGUGCCAUGUGAAGCUGCAGCAGCAUGACAAGGCUCUGGCUGACUGUAAGCAUGCGCUGGAGCUGGACAGCCAGUCAGUGAAGGCUCACUUCUUCCUGGGCCAGUGUCACCUGGAGCUGGAGAACUACGACGAGGCCAUCGGCAACCUGCAGAAAGCUUAUAACCUGGCAAAAGAACAGAGGCUGAAUUUCGGAGAUGACAUUCCCAGCGCCUUGCGCAUUGCGAAGAAGAAACGUUGGAAUAACAUCGAGGAGAAGCGCAUCAACCAGGAGAACGAGCUACAUGCCUAUCUGACCAAACUCAUAAUCGCUGAUAAAGAAAGAGAACUUGAAGAAUACAAAGAGAAACAGGACGAUAACCAAAAUGGAGGCGAUAUUGCCAAGAUUUCAACAAAAAAUGACAAGUAUCUAAUGGACAUGGAGGAGCUCUUCUCUCAAGUGGACGAGAAAAGAAAAAAGCGGGAGAUCCCAGAUUACCUGUGUGGGAAGAUCAGCUUUGAGCUGAUGAGGGAACCCUGCAUCACACCCAGUGGGAUCACUUAUGAUCGCAAGGACAUUGAAGAGCACCUACAGCGGGUGGGUCACUUCGACCCGGUCACCAGGAGCCCCCUGACCCAGGACCAGCUGAUCCCAAACCUGGCCAUGAAGGAGGUGAUCGAUGCCUUUAUCCAGGAGAACGGCUGGGUGGAGGACUACUAAAGGGACCCCCCCACCACCACCAUCCCCUCCCAUCUCUCAAUCCAUACUCCCCAUUCUCAACACAAAGCCUGGACAACACCAGACUAUAGAAGACAGAUACACCCCCCCUGGAUUAUGUACUUUUACACAAGAGGGAAACACCACAUUAUGGACUACCAGAUGGGAGCCAUGUAUCUCGGUCUGCCUCUUACCCCCCCCCCACAUUUGAUCUUUGCUGUAAAACUCCCCGCUCAUACUUUCUGAGGCUCUGCUGCUCCCUUUAAGACCCCCCCAUCUCAUUCUGCUCUUUCUUUACCUUCUCUCCUCCUUCCUCUUCCUUCUCUCCUCCUUCCUCUUCCCUUCUGUCAUGCUGUAUUUCUCCAGCCUGACUCCCUUCUUUUCUCUCAAAAAGGGGCCACACUCUCAGGUCUCUCUCUCUCUCUCGCUCCAUCCCUCUCUCUUUCUCUGAGUGCCACAAUCCUUGGAAAGCAUCAGCAUUUGCACUCCAGUGUUUCACACACACCACCAAUAUUAAUAUAUUACGUAUGGUGGACAUUAAGACAUAGGCCUUGUAUUUGGCGUUUACUUUAGUUUUUCAUAUACAUUGGAGCAUUUGCCCACUUCUUAAUGUACAUUUGUUAAAGUGGGACCUGAAAUGCCAAAAUCCUUUUCUCCAUGAAGGUGUAUGCAAGUUUCACAUGAUGAGAAUUGAAAACUAGUCAUGUAGGGAAUCAAGUCUCUUCUCCACCUGCAGGUGGCGCUCCAAACAUGCCUACUCAUGUCUCCAUGUAAGACUCUUAAGAGGAUGGUUAGUUUUUGUUCUUAGCAUAUCAAUCACACCCCAUUACAGACAAUUUAAAUACGUUGAAUGUAUGCAUAAUGUACUCUUUAGGUUUAGGCUUGACCUACAGUAAUUCAAAGUGUUUUUUAUCGGGACGAUACAUGAAGGAUUUCAUGAAAAGCGGCCUUGAAAUGGAUGCUGAAAACCAACGGAGAUGACCGCUGUAUAAAAAAAAAAAAAGUUUUCAAAUUGCUGGAUAUUAAUUGAAAAUGUUUGAAUAUUGAUAGAUGACAUUAGCUGUGGAAAACCAUGCUUCGGAGGACGGUCUGUGCUGUGUGUGUUGUUCAUAGAAACAAAAAAUUGUGCUUGGACGUUGUGUUUGGCUCGUGCUGUUUGCCUGGAAUGACCGUGGACGCUCACAUCAAGCAUGACGUGAUUUUUUUAUUUUCCUUUGCAAAGGCAAGAGGACGGUUUUCAUUGGUCUCACCGUUUUGCUGUUCGUGUUAUUUCUCAUGGUUGCAACAUCUUCUGUAAACCAAUCACCAGUGUGGGACAAAGUUGUGUGUUGUUGAAGGGAUUUGAGGUUUGCUAGUAUCGAUGUAACAACGUCCGUGUUUAAAAUGCUGGAAGAGCUCCGACCAUCUUUUCUCAUCCUUACCUCAGUCCAAGUUUUUCGGUGCUGGUUUCCUUUCUGUAAAACACAUUUUCAGUUUACAGGUUAUUUUCCCGCCGAAUGUGCGUCCGUGGUGAAUCCGGCCUGUCGUCCGUGGUUCAUGUCGGGGUGCAGGUAGUGUAAAUAAUUUGCUUGUGUAUCUCAGAUUUUAUUUCUUGACAAAAUAGGGUUCUUUUUUCUUUUUUUUUUUUUCUUGAGAAAUCCUAGCGCUUGAGAAACUGUAUUAAAUGUAGAUAUGUUGAUAACAUAAAUGCCUGGUUCAGUUUUCAUUUGCCCCCAUUAAACCGUGAACUUUGA